CACGAUGAUGAAGGAAGGGCACGAAAAUGUUGCUUAUAUAAGUCCAGGAAGCUGCAAACAAAGUAUCAUUUUUCACCAUGAUCUCCAAGCUCGCCCUCCUCCUCCUCAGCGUCGCCGUCGCCAGCGGUAACCCCGCGGCGGGUAAGCCAUGGCACUGGAAGUCACCCAAGCCACUGGUCACUCCCAUUGGCCCCGUGAGGUCCCCUCGCAUCGUGGGCGGCCAUGAGGCGACGCCCCACUCGUGGCCCCACCAGGUGGCUCUCUUCAUUGACAGCAUGUACUUCUGCGGCGGCUCCCUCAUCUCCAACGAGUGGGUGCUGACUGCUGCUCACUGCAUGGACGGCGCUCGUUCUGUGGAAGUGGUGAUGGGCGCCCAUAACAUCCGACAGAAUGAACCAUCGCAGGUGACCAUGACCAGCACCAACUUCUUCACCCACGAGCAAUGGAACUCCUUCAACCUGAAGAAUGACCUCGCCCUUAUUAGGCUCCCAAAAGCUGUUUCCUUUAACGGCAACAUCCAGGCGGUGUCCCUCCCCGCUUCUGACGUGGCUGUGGGCACCAUCGUCACCCCCACUGGCUGGGGUAGGCCCUCUGACAGCUCCGGCGGGACUUCCAACGUACUGCGCGAAGUCGAUGUCCCCAUCAUGAGCAACGCAGACUGCAACGCGAUCUACGGCAUUGUGGGCGCCGGGCAAAUCUGUAUUGACAGCACCGGCGGAAAGGGCACAUGCAACGGUGACUCUGGCGGUCCUCUCAAUCACGCCGGCAAGACCUACGGCAUCACCUCCUUCGGGUCCUCUGCGGGCUGCGAGAAGGGCUACCCCGAUGCCUUCACUCGCGUUAACCACUACCUGGACUGGAUCAAGCAGCACACUGGUGUCACCCCCUGAGCAGCACGGGGCCCAUUUCAGCUAGGAGCGGCGGCCGGCGAGUCUUGGAGAUCUACUCACUGCCAGCGUAGGAGCUUCACCUCCUUCCUUGCUUCAACGCCAUGCUGCUGCACCUGUCUGUAGAUAGCAAUAAAUUCUACGGCAGUAUAAGACGUGUUGAUGA
Messenger RNA from Scylla paramamosain (green mud crab), 1053 nucleotides. Its product is annotated as chymotrypsin BII-like. Gene Ontology annotation, molecular function: serine-type endopeptidase activity. The record is from RefSeq and is a predicted model, not a curated record. NCBI's taxonomy places the organism in Eukaryota, Metazoa, Arthropoda, Malacostraca, Decapoda, Portunidae. The transcript has 7 exons. Gene Ontology annotation, biological process: proteolysis. The coding region runs from base 78 to 890 and encodes 270 amino acids.